AUACUUUUCACUUUAUCCAUAGGUAUCAUCGUGUUGAAGCGAGGACGAGGAGUUGAUAGACUUUCUUUGACUUUGUUUUAUCUUGCGGUUUUUCGUGAUGUCAAUGGACCAACGAAGUUUUGUUUUGUGAAGGCAAUAUCAUCUUGAUCUUGUUCCACGAGCAGACACAAUUGGCAAGAAAAAAAAAAUAUGUCUAGCAAGGACGGCAAAGACGGGGCCCCAGGAAGUAUGGGCAAGGGGGGGAAAAGCAUCCACAAUGCGGAGGAGAUAUGGAUGUGUCAGGUUUGAAAUCGUCAAAGUUGAAAUACUUUGUCAUGCAUAAAACGGAUACCAGUUAGACUUACAGUUUGUAGUCGGUGCAUGACAAAUUUUCCCGGUCACGGAAGCGAGUCUGUCAUGCGGUUUAGGGCAAAGGAGCUGCCUUCUGUCAUGCUAGUUGGCAGUCCAACUUUUGACCCUUACCAGGACUAAAAUCUGCCUCCCGUGGGUCCUCUGCAAUAGAGUCACUUUUUGUAUCGCAUUUUAUGCAUUACAAAUUGAAAUUAUUUCAACUUUGACGAUUUCAAACCUGACGCUUCCAUAGGAGAGCGGGCAGUGGUCGAUGUCAGUGGAGCAGGCGCAGGCACAAUUCCUGGGGGACCUCAUGAAGUCCACCGCCUGGAUGCACAAGUACGGAUGCGUCCUCUCGGCGGUGGAACGCGGCAAGGUGCUGGCGUACCAGGAGAAGUGGAAGAAGCUGUACAAAAUUGAGGGAGACGCUACAGGCAAGUCGAUCAAAGAGCUCUGUUCAGCGACUAUCCCACGAAAAUAAAAGUGUUUACAGUUACACAUUUGUUGUCAAUUCAGCAACACAAAUUUUCUCUGAAUGGGAGAGAAAAUAACUUGCAAUGCGCAGACCAUAAGGGAAAACACUUACUUAUGACAUGAAGGUCGGAAGCAUUUCUGGCAUGACAGAGGUUCUUGUCUGUCAUGUUGAGGUUGCAAAGCAAUGUGUAACAGUAACUGUGACUUUUUCUUUUCUCUCACAUGAUAGCGACCCCCGACCUGCCAGUGGAGCAGCCGAACGGGCUGGUGGAGUUCGUUUCGGACCCAGUGAAGGGUACGGACUUCGUAUCCUAUGUAAAAACGUACCCACCCCAUAGUCAAGAUGGGGAAUCGGCUAGACAAAUCCACAAGCUUUGGCUGUUUCGCAUGACAAAUUUGGACGCGUAGCGUAGUGCUGUUUGAGCUAGUUCAGCAGCAUUACAGAUCGAGUCUCUCAUGCUGAUUGGAGCAUGACAGAUUUCAAAACACCAUUAGAAAAUGCUUCUCAUGGGGCUCCGCAUGAGAAACAUUUUAAGCAUGCAGAUUUGCAUGACAAAUAUGGUGUGCGAACGUUUUUACACGGGAUACUUCGAAGGGGUGCCAUACCGUUGCCGGCGGACCGGAAAGGUCCGAUUUUACGUGCGGCGGACGGUUUGCAAGUACGCACCCGGGGAGCUCGACGCGGCCGCUCCGGAGCAGUGGGACCUGGGGACGGACCGAGACGGGAGGACCUUGCUGUUUCACAACCAAAACGUGCUGUCUCCGGCGGGCGAUCCUGACCACCAUGAGCAAGGUGCGGAGAUGGAGAUUCGGCUCUCGGUGCUCACCUCCAGCGACCCCUCGGGCAAGCAACCGCUCACCUACUUUCUGGAACCCGAUCCGUCGACGAUCCUCUCAUAAACAAAGACGAAGGGUUGAAGUGGAAGCUAACGCGGAAGAUGAACUACAGCAAUUUUGCUGCAUUUCUUAUUCUUUCCAUUGUAGUUUCUCAUCAUCUGUGAGGACGUAGAUCCGCCACAGCAAUGCAGAGUCCUUCUAUCAGGGAUCGACUCCGUAGUUCGAUGAAAACUCUCCGCAAUGAGCACGAAUGAAGCUGGUCGUCAACAAGCUCGACCUAUUGCAGAGACGAGUGGAGGACGCCGAUUCUAUUUUGCUGUUACUUGAUUUGUUUAACAUAAAGACUCGAAUUGAUGGGGUGCACGUGCUUGUACUAGACCGUCUAGCACCGAAACCGAAAUCGUGGAGGAAGGUGGAGAUCACGUGCACGUGCACCUGAAAUCACUCU
This is a messenger RNA of Amoebophrya sp. A120, 2089 nucleotides long. The record is from the annotation of a GenBank genome assembly. Lineage: Eukaryota; Dinophyceae; Syndiniales; Amoebophryaceae.